Brachypodium distachyon (stiff brome) is the source of this 723-nucleotide messenger RNA. RefSeq lists its product as uncharacterized. The transcript has a single exon. The coding region runs from base 1 to 723 and encodes 240 amino acids. The record is from RefSeq and is a predicted model, not a curated record. NCBI's taxonomy places the organism in Eukaryota, Viridiplantae, Streptophyta, Magnoliopsida, Poales, Poaceae.
AUGCGUCCUCAACAGUGCAACCACGUCGAGGAGGAGUCCUCUCCGCACCUCAUGGACGACGAGUGGCGAAAGGCUGACGCCACGAUUGUCCUCUGGAUCUACACCACUAUCUGCGACGAUCUUCAAGACAUUGUCAUGGAGGCCGACGCCACCGCCUUCUCUGCCUGGGAGCGCCUGCGCCUCUUCUUCUACGCCAACCAACCAGGUCGCGAACUGCACCUCUCCCAGGAGUUUCGCUCCAUAGUACAAGGCGACCUAUCCAUCACGGAGUACUGCCACCGCAUCAAGAACGUCGCCGAUGCCCUCGCUGAAGUCGGCGCUCCCAUGUCUGACAAGGCCAUCACCCUGCAGAUGAUUGAUGGUCUCGAUGAGCGGUACAAGAUACAGCAGGAGCUGUUCCCGUCCCUGGUUCCGUUCCCCUCUUUUAUGCAGGCCCAGUCUCGCCUGCAACUCGCUGAGACCACGCUCAAGAAGAAGGCCACUGCCCGUGCUGCAAAUCCACAGGUCCUCGUCGUUAAUGGGAACGGCAACGGCAACCCCGGCGGUGACCGCGCCCAGAACAUCAACGGCAACGACAACCAAGGGCGCGACAACGUCCAAAACGGCAACCGCAAUGGCAACUAUGGCGGUGACCGCGGGCGUGGCCGUGGACGCGGACGUGGCGACCAUGGGGGACGCGGACCCAAUCAGGCCUGGAUGGGCUACUUCGCGCCGGCACCCUAG